Molecule: messenger RNA, 723 nt
Organism: Aspergillus vadensis CBS 113365
Lineage: Eukaryota; Fungi; Ascomycota; Eurotiomycetes; Eurotiales; Aspergillaceae
Exons: 4
Coding region: 1-723 (240 amino acids)
Source: RefSeq, a predicted model, not a curated record
AUGGGCAGGAGGUCCGACUGGAGGAGAGACUAUUUGUCACAUACCACUGUGGAAAGGCCCCCAAGGGACUGGGAUCUUCUGGAGAGCUACCCUGCAGCGAUGGAUCCUGAAGCCUGCAGUCGCGCCUGUGUAGUCAGCUCUACCUGUAAAGGAAGUCUAUACAGUGCGCAACCGGCGAACCGCAGGGCUCCGUGUUUCUUGUAUUCGGGCGCCACUGAGCCGGUGCUUGAAGAUAUGGAUCGUGUGUUGUGGAUGUCGUAUCGGAAGGUUUCGCCUUUGGACCCGGUUGAUUGUAAGGAGGAGCUUGAGUUGGUGGGGGAGUUGGAGGAUAAGGCCUCUAGUGGUGGCGAGGAAGGAGAUGGAGGCGAUAACGGAGGAGGGGAAGAGGAAGGUGAAAAUGGUGGUAACGACGGCGGUUCAGGAACUGGACCAAAUGAUGCUGUUUGUCCUCGAAAUGAUGAAAACGUCUUCAGCUAUGAAAGCAGAAGAUGGGAGCUGCACUGUGACAGAUAUACCCGUUAUGGAACCGGUGCGAACAAUGACCUUGACAGGGAUUCCCCCUACCUCAAUAUUGCAGAAUGUAUUCGCCAGUGCUCCCAGAUCCCCAAGUGUAGGAUGGUAUACUUCCAUAAAGGUCUCCGCACUUGUUUCUUUGCGACCAGACCAGGGACUUUGAGUGGACGUGCUCCCGAUUAUGACGCUGCCUGGGUUCUUGGAUCCUAG